Molecule: messenger RNA, 879 nt
Organism: Musa acuminata AAA Group (dessert banana)
Lineage: Eukaryota; Viridiplantae; Streptophyta; Magnoliopsida; Zingiberales; Musaceae
Product: protein EARLY RESPONSIVE TO DEHYDRATION 15-like
Exons: 3
Coding region: 165-671 (168 amino acids)
Source: RefSeq, a predicted model, not a curated record
CGAAGCUAGUGGUUCGGAACAUCCUCCCGGGCCGCCUAUAAAGUGAGGCCCUGCUCGCCCGCCCCCCACCGCACCCCGUCGGGCGAUAGUGUUCUGGCCCUCUUCUUCCUUGAUAUUUUGGGCGACAGAGCUCGUGGAGAAAGUGCAGAUACAACUGGGAGAUAAUGAGUGCAAUGGCUGUAUCGUCGGGAGCGGCAAUGAAGUCUACGCUGAACCCAAAUGCUCCACUCUUCAUCCCGAUGGCACUGCAACAGGUGGAGGAUUUCUCACCAGAAUGGUGGGAGUUGGUGAACACCACCACUUGGUUCCGCGAACAUUGGUUCCACCGCAACCAAGAUCAAGAAACCUUCGAUGUUAAUGAUGAGGAGGAUGUGGCCAACCUGCUGCCAGACACUAUUGAUCUUGGAAUCGGGGAUGAAUUAUCCAUUAUCGAGGCGGAGCUUGAUGAUGCAGCUUUCCGCCAAUCCGUGGUAGCUGCAGAGGCCCUGAAGAAAGGAAUAAUUGACUAUGGGUUUCUGAACGAUGAAGAGUCGGUGGUGAGGAACCUGCGCUUGAAAUCUCCCAAGAACGCUGUCAGACCAAUCCUGCAAUCAGCAAAAUACUGGGAGAAACCCGCGCAGCGUCCGAACCCAAUGGGCAGCCCCCGCCGUAUGAUUCAGCAGCCUCGCUGAGAGCCUUUGUUGUAUAGAAGUAAAAAUGCGACUGUUAGCUGUAGUGCUGUUUAGCUACUCACACCAAACUCCAUGAACACAAAAAAGAGGGUGAAAAAAAGGGGUGUAAGACAGUUGGUGCACUUGCAUAACUUCUUACAACCGUCAGAACAUUUUCACUGUUCCCAUCUCUGUGAAAUUAAGCGUAGUGUAAGAGUCCUUCGUGCUA